AGCGCGCGCUCGGGUGCGAGCAGGACACGGCCCGGCCGCGCAGGGCGGCGGCGGCGGAGGAGGAGGAGGGCGCUGAAGCCACACCCAUCGGCGAGCCGAUUCCGGGGCAGCGAGUCGUCGGCCGCCGCGCUCGAGCCUCCGCCCGCACCGAGCCGCGGGACCCGGGCCGUACCGGGGAGGGGCCGCUCCGGGCCGCAGCGCGAGGGCAGCGAGGGGCGGAGGGGACCCGACACCGGGCGGGGCCGGCGGCAGCGACCAUGAUCGCUUUGUUCAACAAGCUGCUGGACUGGUUCAAGGCCCUAUUCUGGAAGGAGGAGAUGGAGCUCACGCUGGUCGGGCUUCAGUACUCGGGCAAGACCACCUUCGUCAACGUGAUCGCGUCAGGACAGUUCAACGAGGACAUGAUCCCCACCGUGGGUUUCAACAUGCGCAAAAUCACCAAAGGGAAUGUGACUAUCAAGCUCUGGGACAUUGGGGGACAGCCGCGUUUCCGCAGCAUGUGGGAGCGCUACUGCCGAGGAGUGAGCGCCAUCGUGUACAUGGUGGAUGCUGCUGACCAGGAGAAGAUUGAGGCCUCUAAGAACGAGCUCCACAACCUACUGGACAAACCUCAGCUGCAGGGCAUCCCGGUCUUAGUCCUGGGUAACAAGCGAGACCUUCCGGGAGCAUUGGAUGAGAAGGAGCUGAUUGAGAAAAUGAAUCUGUCUGCCAUCCAGGACCGAGAGAUCUGCUGCUACUCCAUCUCCUGCAAAGAAAAGGACAACAUUGACAUCACCCUACAGUGGCUUAUUCAACACUCAAAGUCACGGAGAAGCUGAGACUCCAGCCCUUCUCCCUCAGACCAGGGACCGUCGUCAUCUAAACCUGAAGCCGAGCUCCCCGCCCCCCCCCCGUCGUCCCCCUAAGCCCACCCCUCCUCACCCAGUGUGAGGAGGGCCCUCUGGGGACCCCAGAGUCCUGUUCUGCUGAGGUUUGAACUCCUGUUUUUAUUGUAAAAUACAUUGCCCCCCAUUCUGGUCCCCUAACUUCUCACCCUUCCCCGCUGCCUUUGUCCCAUCACCCAGCCCUGCCUCCCUCCCAACAACCCUGGGCCACAGCCCCCGCCCCUGGCUUUUCCCUGGCCCACUCCUGCACCUCCCUUUUCAACACUCUCUGUUAUCGUCCUGUGUGUACAGUAUAUAUAUGUAUAUAUAUUUUAAUUUUUUAAUUUAAGCAAAGACUAAAAUCAACCAUUUGAUGCUGCAGGGCAUCCCUUUCAGGACCUGGGAGGGGGCAGAGUCUGGAGAAAAGGAGGGAGACGCAGGUGGACUUGGGGCAAGUUCAGAUCAGGAGAGGUGGAGACUGGCACCUGCGGCAGGUACCAGCCUGGGCACUGGUGGCCGCCCCCCUGUCCCGUGUGUUUCCACCGCCCAGUCUGGCUUGUCCUGGCAGUGCUUGAACCCCACAGGCUAGCAGGGGCCUCCGGGGGCCCCUCCCCUCAGUCCCCAGCCUGGGUAGAGCCACCAGGUACGACCAGGUACCAGAAACCACCAGGUGCACGGGGCAGAAAGCCAGCAUCCAUGCCCCAGCAGCCCCCUCCUGCCUGCUCCUGGCUCCCAGCUCCCGCCCCUCCCCAGGGCCCCCACCUCCACGGCCCACUUCAUUUUCUGUUCUCAUUUUGCAGAGUUGCACAAGGAGAGAACUCAGCAUGGGGGGUUGGUUCUUUGGGUUCUGUUUGUUUAUUUGUUUAAUUUAAUGAUUUGUAAAGUGAUGUUCCUCUUCCUUUUUUACACUUUUCAGCUCAUAUUUAACCUCUGUUUGGAAAAUGAUUCUUGUAACUGUACAUUUUUUUGCCUCCUAAUAACAAUGACAACAACAAAAAUAAAUGACCAGUUUUGUGUUG
Molecule: messenger RNA, 1882 nt
Organism: Macaca mulatta (Rhesus monkey)
Lineage: Eukaryota; Metazoa; Chordata; Mammalia; Primates; Cercopithecidae
Gene: ARL8A
Product: ADP ribosylation factor like GTPase 8A
Biological process (GO): protein transport; anterograde axonal transport
Cellular component (GO): lysosomal membrane
Molecular function (GO): GTP binding; GTPase activity
Source: RefSeq, a predicted model, not a curated record